AUGGGUGAACCACCGGUGCCGAGUUCGAUCUCACUUUACCCACGCCUCUUCAUACCUAUUUUCAUACCUGUCCUCGCCAUUGUAUUGAGCCUGCUCUACCUCUUCAUUGACCACCGCUAUCUUCCUCCGGCGCCGUCUCCCGAAGAAGACCUCACACGCCCACUGAUAGAGGACCUGGAGGAUGAGGAAGUCUACAGGUUUGCUCAACCCACUGUGGCGGAGCCCGAGGGGGAGGCUUCCCGCUUGUCCAGCACCUACGGAGCCAUUUAA
Dibothriocephalus latus is the source of this 270-nucleotide messenger RNA. NCBI's taxonomy places the organism in Eukaryota, Metazoa, Platyhelminthes, Cestoda, Diphyllobothriidea, Diphyllobothriidae. The record is from the annotation of a GenBank genome assembly.